This is a messenger RNA of Westerdykella ornata, 834 nucleotides long. RefSeq lists its product as uncharacterized. The coding region runs from base 1 to 834 and encodes 277 amino acids. The record is from RefSeq and is a predicted model, not a curated record. Gene Ontology annotation, biological process: regulation of DNA-templated transcription. Gene Ontology annotation, molecular function: DNA-binding transcription factor activity. Lineage: Eukaryota; Fungi; Ascomycota; Dothideomycetes; Pleosporales; Sporormiaceae. The transcript is spliced from 3 exons.
AUGAACAGACACGCCGGCAACCACUACGUUGCUGCCGCUCCGGCUCCCCGCUGCUAUUCAAACUACUCGGGCGGAGGCGGAUCCAGCGCCUUCAGUGCCUCAGCAAACCCCAACGAAGACUGGACCAAGAUCUCAGACUUGGCCGAACGCCGCCGGAUACAGAACCGUAUUGCUCAGCGCAACUACCGCAAAAAGCUCAAGAAGAGGCUUGAGGAUCUCGAGCGCAGGGCCGCCUCCAGCUCUGCUUCACCGGAGCAGAAGCCCGUCGACCUCCAGCGUCCCACCCGAUCCCCCCGCCCAGACUUUCCCUCGCCAGCCUCGUCCGAGUCGGAAUAUGGCCGCCGGACACCCGACAUCCACAGCCACUACGUUGCGCCGCCCGAGGAGCGUCCCAUGUUCUCGCAUCAGUAUACGCGCCAGCUCUCGACUUCCCCACCUCCCUUCUCGUAUUCGACGUAUCCAGCUCCCGACACGGCUGCAUACUCGGUUCCUUAUGCCGCAUCACAUGCCCCCUACCACUCGAUACCGACAACCACCACCACGCCCGAGAUGCAUGCCUACCCCCAGUAUCUCCCACCGCUCUCGUCGGCCUAUCCGACACCAUUGCCCAGCCUCGUGCAUCCCCACAAGAGCGAGUACUAUGACGAGAACGACAUCAGCCCUUUCGGCGUAGGCUAUGCGACCAUGGCUGGCAUGGAAAUUCCACCGCCUCAUCACUACUCCGAAGCCGAUCCUCAUCCUUCGGUGGCCGGCUCCCCGCCCGAAUCGGUGUAUCCGACAACCCCCAAUUCAAUGCCCCGGACGCCACCUCUGCACCAGGUUCAGCUCUGUUGA